Sus scrofa (pig) is the source of this 3139-nucleotide messenger RNA. RefSeq names its product TPX2 microtubule nucleation factor (gene TPX2). Gene Ontology annotation, biological process: activation of protein kinase activity; regulation of mitotic spindle organization. The record is from RefSeq and is a predicted model, not a curated record. NCBI's taxonomy places the organism in Eukaryota, Metazoa, Chordata, Mammalia, Artiodactyla, Suidae. Gene Ontology annotation, cellular component: microtubule; spindle.
AGAUCUCUCGGGCCAAUCGGGAGGCUGGGCUAGCCGGAUCCUGGCUCUCUGAUUGGUGCGUUUGACUGGAGAGUCUGGGUUCAAAUUUUCAACGGUACUGAAUGAAUCCCGCGGCGGGUUUUCUGGGCGGUCGGUUGUCAGCGCCGAGGUGAGGGAGUAAACUGAGGCCUGUAAUCUAGAAACAUUUUGAGAAAAGGGUGAUAAACUGUAGCCCCGCCCUCAAGAAGGCAUUUAGCGGAGGAAAACAGCCACAGACAACUGCAUUUCAGAACAACUGUGUAAGUUGGAAAGACUUCAAGAUUUCAGAAGAGAGGUGAAAGAAUAUAUUGCAACUUUGAUUCAAGCUUCUAGAUAGGUGGACUGAGGACAAAUUAAACUAUGGUAGGUGACCGAUUGAGAAAAGUGACACAAACAUUGGGAAAAACCUGCUCUUCUAAACGAAGAGGGGUGGAAAAUGUCACACGUUACAACCUCUUAUUCCUAUGAUGCACCAAUGGACUUUAUCAAUUUUACAUCUUUGGAUGAUGAGGAAGAUACCCAAAACAUAGAUUCCUGGUUUGAGGAGAAGGCCAAUCUGGAGAAUAAAUUUCCUGGAAAGAAUGGUACAGGAGGGCUUUUUCAGGACAAAACUCCUCUGAGAAAGGCUAAUCUUCAGCAAGAUUUCACACCUUUGAGACCAGUUGACAACACAUAUAACAAAGAGGCAGAAAAAGAAAAUCUGGUGGACGAGUCCAUUUCAUCAAAUACUUAUUCUUCCAUAAAAAUUAAAGAAACCACAUCAAGAAAUAUUCCAGCUCAGCCUCAGAGAAGAUCUCUUAGACUCUCUGCUCAGAAGAAUUUGGUACAGAAAGAAAAACAUCAUGUAAAAAUGAAAGCCAAGAGAUGUGCUACUCCUGUAAUUAUCAAUGAAAUUCCACCCUCCAAAAAAAUGAAAGUUUCUAACAAUAAAAUGAAGCCAGAGGAAGAGGAAGAAGGCAGUGCUCAUCAAGAUAUUUCUGAAAAGAAUGAGUGUUCCCCAGAGAAAGCCAAGGGCAGACGCACUGGGCCUUGUAUCCCACCUAUAAGGCAGAAGGUUCUAAAAAGUACUGAGGAGCAAGAAUUGGAGAAGAGAAUGAAAAUGCAGCAAGAAGUGAUAGAGAUGCGGAAAAAGAAUGAAGAAUUCAAGAAAUUUGCUCUUGCAGGAGCAGGGCUCCCUGUGAAGAAAUCAGUGACCCAGGUAACCAAAUCAGUUGACUUCCACUUCCGCACAGAUGAGCGAAUCAAACAACAUCCUAAGAACCAGGAGGAGUAUAAGGAAGUGAACUUUACAUCGGAACUGCGAAAGCAUCCUCCCUCUCCUGCUCGAGUGUCAAAGGGAUGCACCAUUGUUAUGCCUUUCAACCUGUCCAAAGGAAAGAAAAGAACAUUUGAUGAGACAGCUUCUACAUAUGUUCCCCUUGCACAGCAGGUCGAAGCCUUUCAUAAGCGAACCCCUAACAGAUACCACUUGAGGAGCAAGAAGGAUGAUAGUACUCUGCUACCCUCCAAAUCUGUGGCCAAGAUAUGCAGAGACCCACAGACUCCUGUGCUACAAACCAAACAUCGUGCAAGGCCUGUGACCUGCAAAAGUACAGCGGAUCAGGAGGCCGAGGAGCUUGAGAAACUGCAGCAAUACAAAUUCAAAGCACAGGAACUUGAUCCCAGAAUUCUUGAAGGUGGGCCCAUCUUGCCCAAGAAACCACCUGUGAAGCCACCCACUCAGCCUAUUGGCUUUGAUUUGGAAAUUGAGAAAAGGAUCCAGGAGCGAGAGUCAAAGAAGAAAUCUGAGGAUGAACACUUUGAAUUUCAUUCCAGGCCUUGCCCUACUAAGAUCUUGGAAGAUGUUGUGGGUGUUCCUGAAAAGAAAGUACUUCCAGUCACUGUCCCCAAGUCACCAGCCUUUACUCUGAAGAACAGAAUCCGAAUGCCCUCCAAAGAAGAUGAGGAAGAGGAGGAGCCAGUAGUGAUAAGAGCUCAACCUGUGCCAUAUUUUGGAAUGCCUUUUAAGCCCCAAAUUCCAGUGGGGAGAACUGUGGAAAUAUGCCCCUUCUCUUUUGAUUCUCGAGACAAAAAACGUCAGUUACAGAAGGAGAAGAAAAUAAAAGAACUGCAGAAAGGGGAGGUGCCUAAGUUCAAGGCACUACCUUUGCCUCAUUUUGACACCGUUAACCUGCCAGAGAAGAAGGUGAAGAAUACAACCCAGGUUGAGCCUUUCUGCUUGGAGACUGACAGAAGAGGUGCUCUGAAGGCACAAACUUGGAAGCACCAGCUGGAGGAAGAACUAAAACAGCAGAAAGAAGCAGCUUGCUUCAAGGCUCGUCCAAACACCGUCAUCUCCCAGGAGCCCUUCGUUCCUAAGAUAGAGAAAAAAUCCCUUACUGAGGGCCUUUCUGGUUCUCUAGUCCAGGAAACUUUUCAGCUGGCCACUGAGAAGAGAGCCAGGGAGCGGCAGGAGCUGGAGAAGAGAAUGGCUGAGGUGGAAGCCCAGAAAGCUCAGCAGCUGGAGGAGGCCAGGCAACAGGAAGAGGAGCAGCAGAGGCAGGAACUGGCCAGGCUACGGAAAGAAUUGGUGCACAAGGCAAAUCCAAUACGCAAGUACCAGAGUGUGGAGGUCAAGUCAAGUGACCAGCCACUGACCAUGCCUGUAUCGCCCAAGUUUUCCACUCGAUUCCACUGCUGAACUUAGCUGCGAGCUGAUGCCACUUGGGAACCGGAGCUGCUCCUUCCAUCAAACCAGGAGGCUUCUUUGUCACGGGGGCAUGGAGAGAACCCAUUUCUCCAGGCUUUUCCCUACCCAUGACCCACAGAGUAUGCCGGACAAGUGUGGACUCCAGUUUCAUUGAAACUUGUUUUUCCUGUGUUAUUGUGGCUAAUAGUGAGACUCACCUUAUGUAUGUCUCAGCCGGACUCCGUGUAGUCAUUUCCUUUCAACCGUCAGUUGCCCUUUAAUAUGGGUCUUAACUCUGACUAGAAUUUAAAGCCCUUGCAUUAGUACAGUGUAAUUUCUAUUGCCCUUGCCCCUCCCCCCUUUCCUAUUUUAAUCAGAAAAUAAAGAUAGUUAAAUACUGAGAUAGGAUUUAUUAAGUCAUGGAUUAAAUGAAGAGCCAUCAGUAGUAUGUCA